GUCCCUCCUCAGAGUGACCCACAGCAGGAAAGGGAAGUGAGGAGUGAGGAGCUCCACUGAAGGAGAUGAAUGUGAGCGAGCUGUUUGGGACUGAUAUUGUCGCUGAAAUGAAUCGUUUCGCAAUGGAGGAAUUUAUCGACCUGUGCUGAUAUAUCCACCCCAUCUAGCGACCUCCAGAACCCAGCGGGACACAGACACACACCGGGCUGCAGUCAGGUUGCGUGUAGAGUGUGGCUGCCGCUGUUCAUCAUGUUGGACCACGCAGAUGUGAGUUUAACGCCGGAGGAGAGAGUCCGUGCUCUGACCAAGAAGGGCAGCUCAGUGGACGUCAAUGAGGCCGUUCCUGCCCGCCGCUACUUCCGUUCAGGCAUGGAGAUGAUCCGCAUGGCACACGUCUAUGCUGAGGAGGGCAACCUGGAGCACGCUUUUGUCCUCUACAAUAAAUACAUCACGCUUUUUAUCGAGAAACUUCCCAAACAUCCAGAGUACAAAUUGUCCAACAUUCCUGAGAAGAAGGACACUCUUAAAAAGCUGAAAGAGAUAGCCUUCCCUCAGGCUGAGGAGCUGAAGAAAUGCCUGCUCAGGAGAUACGAGAAAGAGUAUGCUGAGUAUCUGGCCAAAAAACGGGAGGAGACUGCUGCUCUGGAGCGAGAAAUGUCUCGGCAGAAGGAGCUGGACGCUGAGCGGAGGCGUGUGGCGGACCUGCAGAGGAGGCAGCUGGAGCAGGAGCAGUUCAGUGUGUUUGAGGAGAUGAUCCGGCGGAAGGACCACGAGCGCGAGCGUCAGCGCGUCGUCCGCGACUUCAGCACUCCCACCUCACCUCCCGACGACGCCCCGCUUAUUCCUGGCAUCCAGGGCCCGCCAAUGCCUUACCCAGCAUCCCCCACACCACCUCAGAGCCCUCAGUACCCCUCCCUCAAUAACAGCACACCAUCAGCGCCAGCCUCGACCAAUCCGGCUCCUCCUCCCACCUUUGACCGCUCGCUCAAACCAAGCGCUGGCGACAGGACAGCCAACAGUACACUGGUGGAUGGUUUGAGGCAGGUAUCCGUCCCCUCAGAACUGUGCACUAAUUUCCUGCGCUUGGCCAACAACAACACAAUCCAAGACAAGGAGACGUGUGGAAUACUCUGUGGUCAAUUGACGAGGAAUGCGUUCACAGUGACGCAUGUGAUAGUGCCUAAGCAGUGUGGUGGCCCAGAUUUCUGCGACACAGAGAACGAGGAGGAGCUGUUUCUGGUGCAGGAUCAGCACAACCUCAUCACACUGGGCUGGAUACAUACUCACCCGACUCAGACAGCCUUUCUCUCCAGUGUUGAUCUUCACACUCACUGCUCCUACCAGCUGAUGCUACCAGAAGCCAUCGCCAUCGUCUGCUCUCCUAAAUUCAACCAGACAGGCUACUUCAGACUGACUGAUUAUGGGAUGGAGGAGAUUUCCACCUGCACACAGAAAGGCUUUCACCCACAUUCCAAAGAGCCUCCCCUGUUUACAGGUGGCAGCCACAUUGUGAUCACAGAAAGCACCGUCACGAUGUUAGACCUGCGCUGAUCGACUCCAGCCCCAUAACAGCGGUACAAUGAAGCAUUUUAAACUUGGAUAGCAGCUAUAUACCAUUAUUCUUCUUCUUAACACGCUAUGUGGACCGACACUUGCUAAACGUGGGAUGGUUUUAUUUUGACCAAUCAGCAUUUACAGGUGGUGGGAUUUCUUAAAGAGACAGACAUCACUGUCUGUGAUAAGCACUUUGGAAGAGAAACCUCUCUUGGACUGAGGAAAGUCUGUACAGACAUCUGCUGGGAGCUCAGGGACGUAUGCUCAUCUACAGAACUGUAACAUUACCACCUUUCACACUCAUGACUGACUUGAUCGUCUUCUUUGUUUGGUAUUAAUUUUCAAAUCAUGUCUGUUAUUUUGUUCUAGUCUGUGUUUUAUGAUGGCGAUGGUGGUUCACACUAACAUAGCUCAUCUGUGUAAAUAAAACUAAGGAAACCUGG
Molecule: messenger RNA, 1997 nt
Organism: Astyanax mexicanus (Mexican tetra)
Lineage: Eukaryota; Metazoa; Chordata; Actinopteri; Characiformes; Acestrorhamphidae
Gene: stambpb
Product: STAM binding protein b
Exons: 10
Coding region: 250-1551 (433 amino acids)
Biological process (GO): protein K63-linked deubiquitination
Cellular component (GO): cleavage furrow; endosome
Molecular function (GO): protein binding; metal-dependent deubiquitinase activity; K63-linked deubiquitinase activity
Source: RefSeq, a predicted model, not a curated record